Molecule: messenger RNA, 617 nt
Organism: Megalops cyprinoides (Indo-Pacific tarpon)
Lineage: Eukaryota; Metazoa; Chordata; Actinopteri; Elopiformes; Megalopidae
Gene: rpl11
Product: ribosomal protein L11
Exons: 5
Coding region: 48-551 (167 amino acids)
Biological process (GO): translation
Cellular component (GO): ribosome; cytosolic large ribosomal subunit
Molecular function (GO): structural constituent of ribosome; RNA binding
Source: RefSeq, a predicted model, not a curated record
AUCCCCCUCCCUCCCUUCAGGACCAGGGUGAGAAGAAGGAGAACCCCAUGCGUGAGCUUCGCAUCCGCAAGCUCUGCCUGAACAUCUGCGUGGGCGAGAGUGGAGACAGACUGACCCGGGCUGCCAAGGUGCUGGAGCAGCUCACCGGGCAGACCCCCGUCUUCUCCAAGGCUCGCUACACCGUGCGAUCCUUCGGCAUCCGCAGGAAUGAGAAGAUCGCGGUGCACUGCACUGUCCGUGGCGCCAAAGCAGAGGAAAUCCUUGAGAAGGGACUCAAGGUCAGGGAGUACGAGUUGAGGAAGAACAACUUCUCUGACACGGGAAACUUUGGCUUUGGCAUCCAGGAGCAUAUUGACCUGGGGAUCAAGUAUGACCCCAGCAUUGGGAUCUAUGGCCUGGAUUUCUAUGUGGUUCUGGGCAGACCUGGCUUCAGCAUUGCUGACAAGAAGCAGAAAAAUGGCCGCAUUGGAUUCAGGCAUCGCAUCCGCAAGGAGGAGGCCAUGCGCUGGUUCCAGCAGAAGUACGACGGCAUCAUUCUCCCUGGAAAGUAACCGGACCACUUUUUUUUUUGAUCUUGUUUGUAACCAAUAACAAAUAAAUUGGGGGUAAAAAAGCCA